AUGGUCCAAGUCGAAAACAAAGCUGUCCUGAUUGUCAUUGAUGGUUGGGGAGUUCCAGGUGAAAAUUCACCCAAAGAUGGAGAUGCGAUUACAAACGCCGAAACUCCAGUAAUGGACGCUUUCGCCAAUAACGCAGAUGGAUAUACCAAGCUUGAGGCAUCCUCCUUGGCAGUUGGUCUUCCAGAGGGCCUCAUGGGCAACUCGGAGGUCGGACAUUUAAAUAUUGGUGCCGGAAGAGUUGUAUGGCAGGAUGUUGUCAGAAUUGAUCAAACAAUUAAGAAGGGGGAGCUGAACAAGAAUGAGGUUGUUAUGAAGGCAUUCAAGGCAGCCAAGGAUGGUAAUGGUCGCCUUCACCUUUGUGGUUUGAUCUCGGAUGGUGGCGUUCACGCCAAGCAAGAUCACUUGUACGCCCUCCUCAAAGUCGCAAAGGAUCUCGAGAUUCCACAUGUUUACAUUCACUUCUUUGGUGAUGGACGUGACACCGAUCCCAAAUCCGGCGCUGGUUAUAUGGAGGCCCUUCUUGAGAAGAUCAAGGAGAUUGGAAUCGGUGAGGUCGCGACGGUGGUAGGCAGAUUCUACGCUAUGGACCGUGACAAGAGAUGGGACAGAGUCGAAGUUGCAUUGAGCGGUCUUUGCAACGGCGAAGGAGAGGAGAGCAGUGACCCAGUCAAGACAAUUAAGGAAAGGUAUGAGAAAGGCGAGAAUGAUGAGUUCUUAAAGCCCAUUAUCGUCGGAGGAAAGGAAGCUCGUAUCCAAGAUAACGACCAAGUUUUCUUCUUCAACUACCGAUCCGAUCGUGUCCGAGAAAUCACCCAACUUCUUGGUGACGUUGACCGCUCGCCAAAACCAGACUUCGCCUACCCAAAGAACAUCACUCUUACUACCAUGACCCAGUACAAGCUCGAUUACCCAUUCGAAAUCGCAUUCAAGCCCCAACACAUGGGUAAUGUAUUAGCCGAGACUCUCGGUGCUCAAGGUGUUAACCAGGUUCAUGUCGCCGAGACAGAGAAAUACGCUCACGUUACAUUCUUCUUCAACGGAGGCGUCGAGAAGGUAUUCCCUCUUGAGGUCAGAGAUGAAUCGCAAGAUCUCGUGCCAUCAAACAAGAGUGUUGCUACUUACGAUAAAGCCCCAGAAAUGAGUGCUGCAGGUGUUGCCAAGCAAAUGAGCAAGCGUAUUUCCGAAGGAAAAUUCGAGUUCGUUAUGAACAACUUUGCACCUCCCGAUAUGGUUGGCCACACUGGUGUUUAUGAAGCUGCAGUGAUUGGUGUUGCCGCUACUGAUAAGGCCAUUGGCGAGAUUUACGAGACUUGCAAAAAGGAGGGAUAUGUUCUUUUUAUCACCUCUGAUCACGGUAAUGCCGAAGAAAUGAAGUUUGCCGAUGGUAAACCAAAGACCUCCCACACAACUAACAAAGUACCAUUCAUUAUGGCCAACGCUCCCCAAGGCUGGUCUCUCAAGCAAACAGAUGAAGGCGUUCUAGGUGAUGUUGCACCUACGAUUUUGGAAGUUAUGGGCUUAAAGCAACCCGAGGAGAUGACUGGAUCCAGUCUUUUGGUUAAGAGCAAAGGUACCAAGAGAACACAUGAUGAGACGAAAUAG
This is a messenger RNA of Botrytis porri, 1602 nucleotides long. RefSeq lists its product as uncharacterized. Gene Ontology annotation, biological process: glucose catabolic process. Gene Ontology annotation, molecular function: manganese ion binding. Gene Ontology annotation, cellular component: cytoplasm. Lineage: Eukaryota; Fungi; Ascomycota; Leotiomycetes; Helotiales; Sclerotiniaceae. The transcript is spliced from 6 exons. Bases 1 to 1602 code for a protein of 533 amino acids. The record is from RefSeq and is a predicted model, not a curated record.